AACUCCUCCACCGCCGCGGGCCCCCCUCAGAAAAAGAAGAGGAACCAACCAGGUAACCCAAAUCCGGACGCAGAAGUGAUCGCUCUAUCGCCAAAAACCCUUAUGGCCACAAACCGGUUCGUCUGCGAGGUCUGCAACAAAGGAUUCCAAAGGGAGCAAAACCUGCAGCUCCACAGGCGAGGGCACAAUCUACCGUGGAAAUUGAAACAGAAGAGCACAAAAGAAGUUCGCAGAAAAGUAUACUUGUGCCCGGAGCCUACUUGCGUCCACCACGAGCCUUCGAGGGCCCUUGGCGACCUCACCGGGAUCAAGAAGCACUUCUGCAGGAAGCACGGCGAGAAGAAGUGGAAGUGCGAAAAGUGCUCCAAGCGCUACGCCGUUCAGUCGGACUGGAAGGCUCACUCCAAGACUUGCGGCACUAGAGAGUACCGCUGUGACUGUGGAACUCUCUUCUCAAGGCGUGACAGCUUCAUAACCCACCGAGCCUUUUGCGACGCACUAGCCCAAGAGAGCGCGAGACUUCCCACCAACCUCAACACUAUCGGCCUCUUCUCCAACACCAACAACAUCAACCUCGGCUUCUCUCAAGUCAACCCCGGACACCUCGACCAGGGACCUGCUGCCUCCUCCGCUGCAGACCUUCUCCGUUCUUCUCAAGAACACCAAAACGCUUCACGUCUUAUGCAAUGCGCAGGGUCAUCCUCGCGCGCGGUCUCUGCCGCAGCCAGCCUCUUCAAUCUCAGCUUCUGUGGCACCACUAGUAACAAUGCCAAUAACGUAGUUAGCAACCCUAACAAUUCUGGUUUCUUGAUGGCCGACCAGGCGAACGCAGAACCGAUGACUCUCUUCGCUGGAACCUACAUGGGCGACUAUACCGAGCCAAUGCAGCUUCCUCAGAUGUCGGCGACGGCCUUGCUUCAAAAGGCAGCGCAGAUGGGGUCCACGACUAGCGACGGAUCAGGUGCAGCAGCGUUCGGGGGCAUAACUAGGGCGCAGAUGGAGAACGAGGCGAACCUACAGGAUCUUAUGAACUCUCUAGCCAAUGGAAAUGCCGGGAUCUUCGAUGGGUUUGGGCACCAUCAGGGGUUGAAUGAGAUGGAUCAUCAUCCACAUGAGAGCAAGUUGCACCAGAGUUUAAUGGGAGGGGGUUCUGAUGGACUGACUAGGGAUUUUCUCGGUGUUGGGAGUGUGGUUAGGGGUUUAGGGGGUGGAUUGGGUCAGAGAGAUCAGAAUCAAAUGGGCUCAUUGAACUCGGGCUCAACGGGUGGCAGCCGGAGUUUCGGAGGUGGGGCCUUGCAGUGAGAAGAAUGGUGCAAGGAGGAAGAAGAUGUAGGUGAAAGUUAAAGAGAAAGAGAGAGAAGUAAAAUAUAGCAAGUAGGAAUGUAACUCAACUUAGUGAACUUGUUGAAGUGUUUGUGUUAAGUUAGUGCAGUGUUAAGUACUGUUUUUGUUAGUGUUAUAGUGUUGUUAAAGUUGAGGAAACUUGUGUCGUAACUCUCAACAGUUGAGGAUAGAUGUAAGUCCUUAAUUGGAAAUAUAUAGAGUUCUUGUUUAAUUUUAGCCUAUUUUUGUGAUUAUUGUUUUUCUAGGAAAGGUUCGGCAAGGUGAAAUAGGAGGAGAUUCUUGUUGGA
Asparagus officinalis (garden asparagus) is the source of this 1631-nucleotide messenger RNA. RefSeq names its product protein indeterminate-domain 5, chloroplastic-like. The transcript has 5 exons. Bases 103 to 1302 code for a protein of 399 amino acids. The record is from RefSeq and is a predicted model, not a curated record. NCBI's taxonomy places the organism in Eukaryota, Viridiplantae, Streptophyta, Magnoliopsida, Asparagales, Asparagaceae. Gene Ontology annotation, cellular component: nucleus. Gene Ontology annotation, molecular function: DNA-binding transcription factor activity.